Molecule: messenger RNA, 303 nt
Organism: Cotesia congregata
Lineage: Eukaryota; Metazoa; Arthropoda; Insecta; Hymenoptera; Braconidae
Source: the annotation of a GenBank genome assembly
AUGUCAAACGCUGAACAUCCGUUGAUUCCAGUGCUCGAAAAACUCGUAGCUACUAGAGAUAACGCAACAUUUAAAGCUUUUGGACCAAGACCUCUCCUGUUGUUUGCUUAUGGAAACUUAAUACCAAUACAAAAUUAUAGAGAAUCAUCUGACAAGCCACUGUGCUAUCACUACUCAUUCGAAUCGUUGUGGUUUAAUCCUGACAUAGACUUAGAAAACGGUCUUGCUAUUGAAAAGGCUACUGAUCCAAAUCACAAAUUUGAGACUAUUUUCUGGCAUGAAUUAAGCAGGGAUAGCUGGUAG